AUGGCUUUUAAGGUUAUAGUUCUUUUCGCUGCCGCUCUUGCCGUCGCAAGCGCUGGUGUGCUCGAAGCUCCUGCUCCAGUAGCUUAUGCUGCUCACACAUACGCUGCUCCAGCUGUACACUCUUACGCAGCUCCAGCUGUAGUAGCACACUCAGCUCCAGUUGUACAAACUUAUGCUGCUCCAGCAGUCCACACCUAUGCUGCUCCAGCUGUACACACUUAUGCUGCUCCAGCAGUCCACACUUAUGCUGCUCCAGCUUUGAAAACCCUAGCCGUACCUGCUGUCUCUAAAUCAGUCUCAAGCAGCUACACAGUUCACUCAGGAUCAGCAGUACAUGCUUACGCUGCUGCUCCAGCUGUUGUCGCUCAUUCUGCUCCAGCUGUAGUUGCACACUCUGCUCCAGUAGUACAAUCUUAUGCUGCUCCAGUAGUACAAUCCUAUGCUGCUCCAGUAGUGCAAUCUUAUGCUGCUCCAGCUGUCCACACCUAUGCCGCUCCUGCUUUGAAAACUGUAGCUUCUUAUGCUCCAGCUCAUGUGAGCUAUGCUGCUCCAGCAGUCGCCAAGACUGUCUACGCUUCUGCUCCAUCUGUUUCAAGCAGCUACUCUUCGACUGUGCACUCCACUCCAGUUGUACACAAAUAUGCUGCUCCAGCAGUCGUAGCACACUCUGCUCCAGCAGUACACAAAUAUGCUGCUCCAGCUGUUGUUGCUCACUCUGCUCCAGUAGUACAAACUUAUGCUGCUCCAGCUGUCCACACAUACGCUGCUCCAGCUUUGAAAACUUUCGCUGCUCCAGCUUUAAAGACUUUUGCUGCUCCAGCUGUUUAUUCUUCUGCUCCAGCUGUUUAUUCUUCUGCUCCAGUAGUCAGCGCCUAUGCUCCAGCUCAUGUACAAACUUAUGCUGCUCCAGCAGUCAAAACAGUUGCUUACGGACCUGCUCCAGCUUGGUAA
Messenger RNA from Ctenocephalides felis (cat flea), 951 nucleotides. Its product is annotated as cuticle protein 16.5-like. The transcript is spliced from 2 exons. Gene Ontology annotation, molecular function: transcription coactivator activity. Bases 1 to 951 code for a protein of 316 amino acids. Gene Ontology annotation, biological process: positive regulation of transcription by RNA polymerase II. Gene Ontology annotation, cellular component: RNA polymerase II transcription regulator complex. NCBI's taxonomy places the organism in Eukaryota, Metazoa, Arthropoda, Insecta, Siphonaptera, Pulicidae. The record is from RefSeq and is a predicted model, not a curated record.